GGAGCCGCAGUAUGCUGAGGGCGUCCCGUCACCUGGAAACAUGUACGUGAGUUACCUGCUGGACAAAGACCCCGCCAUGUACCCGCACCAGAACCCGGUGACCCGCCACCCGGGACUCAACCUCAACCCGCAGAACUUCGUGGCCGCCCCGCCGCAGUACCCAGACUUCGCCGGCUACCACCACCACGUCCCGGGCCUCAAUAACGACCCACAUCCGGGCCAGGGCGGGCCGGGCGGCUGGAGCCCGGCGUACCCGCCUCCCUCCCGCGAUGAGUGGCCGUCCCACUACGGGCAUCCGGGCGCAGCAGCUACAGGGCCGCCCGCCACCAACGUGGGAGCCACCCUGGGCUUCGGUUCUCCAGACUUCCCUGGGCAGCCGUCAGCGCUCCUGCCCGCCCCCCUCAACCCGUCGGCGGGGCAGCUGUCGCCCGGAUCCCCGCAGCGGAGGAACCCGUACGACUGGAUGCGGCGCAGCAGCGCACCGCCCUCCACCUCAAACGGGAAGACUCGCACCAAAGACAAGUACCGCGUGGUUUACACCGACCACCAGCGCCUGGAGCUGGAGAAGGAGUUCCACUACAGCCGCUACAUCACCAUCAGGAGGAAGGCGGAGCUCGCCACGGCGCUCAGCCUCUCCGAGAGACAGGUGAAGAUCUGGUUUCAGAACCGCAGGGCGAAGGAGAGGAAGGUCAACAAGAAGAAGCUCCAGCAGCCGGCCUCCUCCACGACCACGCCCACUCCUCCCCAUGGCAACCACAGCGGCGGCGCCGCCAGCAGCAACGGCAGCGGUGGCGGCCUCCAUGGGAACGGUGGCAGCGUCGCCAUGGUGACGAGCAGCAGCAGCAGCAACGGGCUGGUGUCCCCUUCCUCCCUGCCUCUGACCAUCAAAGAGGAGUACUGA
Molecule: messenger RNA, 901 nt
Organism: Myripristis murdjan (pinecone soldierfish)
Lineage: Eukaryota; Metazoa; Chordata; Actinopteri; Holocentriformes; Holocentridae
Gene: cdx1b
Product: caudal type homeobox 1 b
Exons: 3
Coding region: 41-901 (286 amino acids)
Biological process (GO): animal organ morphogenesis; embryo development; cell differentiation
Cellular component (GO): nucleus
Molecular function (GO): DNA-binding transcription factor activity, RNA polymerase II-specific; RNA polymerase II transcription regulatory region sequence-specific DNA binding
Source: RefSeq, a predicted model, not a curated record